AACAAAGACAGCCUUCAGGGUAGUUGGCGCAGUGGUUUCAGAGCGCUGAAAAGUACUUGAGAACAAUUGGGAUUGAGAUCAACAGCUGUCAGAGUGGACUUUACAGACAUCUGCGGUCUUAAUUGACCUCUUUUAAAAUGCAAACCUCCCCGAAUGGCUUUGUUCACUCGUGUGGAUUUAUGCCCUGCUGUCAGUGGUAGUACCAAGUCGUUUCUCUGUCUCAGUUUGUCCUCCAAAGGAAGCCUCCAGGAGACUACAGGAUGAAAUGGACAGUCUUGCUGUUAGAAUACUUCUUGGUCAAAGUUCUGUUGCUGUUGUGCAGCGCGGUCGGGGAAGCGCAGCAGCAGCAGCUCGAGGGCUUUAUAAUGCUCUCAGGAUCCAAUGGGUCCCGGGAUGAGGAGAGCGUUUCUGAACCUCCACAUACUGAAGACAAAUGUCGAGGUUACUAUGAUGUCAUGGGACAGUGGGACCCGCCGUUCGUUUGCCAAACUGGCAAUUAUUUAUUCUGUUGCGGCACUUGUGGCUUCAGAUUUUGCUGCGCUUAUAAAAACUCACGUUUAGAUCAGAGCACCUGCAAAAAUUACGAUACACCAGUAUGGCUAACAGGACAGCCACCCUAUAAGAAAACCCUAGACCCUAGACACGAUCCAACCAAGGAUAAAACAAACUUGAUUGUGUAUAUAAUAUGUGGAGUAGUGGCAAUCAUGGCACUGGUCGGGAUAUUUACCAAACUUGGACUAGAAAAGGCUCACAGACCUCACAGAGAAAGCAUGUCUCGAGCUGUUGCGAGCGUAAUGCAAGGCGCCCAUCAGGGUCAGCACGAGGAGGCCAUCGGAAUGCACACACAGCAUUAUGACACUGUGCAGGCGAGAGCAAACAACAUGCAAGGCGGCCAGAUAAACAACAUGAUGCAAACACACCCGUAUCCAGCCCUCAGCCAGCUGUCCCAUGUCUAUGAGCAACAGCAAUCGGCAAAAGCGCUCAACAAAUAUGCCUCACUGAAGGCUGUGGCAGCCAAAGCCAAUGGUGAUUUCCUCAACAAGCAACACCGCCACUUGGUCGAGUUGGCAGCUAAGGGAAGCCUGCCACUUCAUCCAGUCAGAAUGGAGCACGUGGAGCCCACAGCUUCCUACGUCACAGAGGUCCCGUGCCUCAAGCAAAAUGGACAGAAGCCCAAGAGCAUUAAACCCAAUGUGGCCCAUCCCGCAAUGGCCUACAGCUCCAAUACCAUCGCAAACCCCGGCAUGCUGAGGAGCUGGGAGGCUGCAGAGACUGCGGGCCGACGCAAAACCUACGGCCCUAGGAAGAUGUGCACGGUGGAGCAGGUUAAUGAGCUACACACUGCCCGCAGUCAUCAUUACCUUCCCACGCAACCCUACUUUGUAACCAACAGUAAGACAGAGGUGACUGUGUAAGAGGCUGAAUACGUUUCGAAACAAGCGGCAGAGAGCCAAAAGUGAUUAUCGUCAUGAAAGGACUCUCCACACGCUGCCCCUAGUGGACUGGAGGCACAACAGGGGUGAGCAUGUCAUGUCAGCUGACAGUCAGGCCACUAUUUAUAUCCACUGUAACAAUGAUGUGUUUGUGUUCCGUCAAUGAAAAGGUAAAAGGAAACAGAUGUAAAGAAUUGGCACAUGAAAAGUUUCAGAUCAAUAGCAAUAAGAUCUAAUAAACGUGUACGAAAGAGACGGUUAUGGAGAGAUGAGACAUUACAGAAAUGAAACAUACUGCAUUAUCGAUCCCAGAUAUUAAAGGGCUGGCGUGGAGUAUGAAACAGGUGGUUGAUGCUCUUAUCUGAAAUAAUAUUCAGAAAUUUUGUCAGAUGUGCUAUUGAUUUGAUGAGGACAGCGUAAAAGACACUGGGUCUGAGGCUGUGCCUUUCGUUUUGUCAUUAUAAAGCACCUCGGUCAAGUAACUAAACAACUGAUGCUUAAAAUCUGGAGUAUUAGCAGCGGUGGUCACGUACUGAAUAUUUCAUGCGAAGGUAGCAUUGCCAUGCCAUGAGCAACACUGUUAAAGAACAUGGAAGCUUGGGCACAACUUGUGUCUUUGGAAAUACAUGUUUGGUCUCUUUUUGCGUACAUCCAGCAUUACUUUUUUACGUGUACUCUAAAACGCAUAUGAGCAUGAUGAAAUAUUUGUCAAAAUGUCAUCAGUAGGUGUAUCUGCUGCCACAUGUACUGUAAGGUUUUUUGCACUUUUACAAAUGUGUCGUGCGGAAGGUACAUUUUAUUUAUUUCCCCCCCAAACAGAUGUGACUUAUGAUGAAAAAAGACCAUAAAGUAGGCUAUAUUUAUACCAUUGCCAGUAUAUGUAUGCAAAUUAUACAGUACAUUGUGCCAAGAAGUAGCUGGUUGAAGUUGUUGUGUUCAGCAUUAUUUAUUUAAAUAUAUUUCUUUAUUUUCUGUAUUUGAGAGAAAAUGUUUCUGUUGCAACAUCAUUAUCUAAUGGAGU
Molecule: messenger RNA, 2454 nt
Organism: Sinocyclocheilus anshuiensis
Lineage: Eukaryota; Metazoa; Chordata; Actinopteri; Cypriniformes; Cyprinidae
Gene: shisa9a
Product: shisa family member 9a
Exons: 4
Coding region: 261-1415 (384 amino acids)
Biological process (GO): regulation of short-term neuronal synaptic plasticity; regulation of AMPA receptor activity
Cellular component (GO): AMPA glutamate receptor complex; dendritic spine membrane; postsynaptic membrane
Source: RefSeq, a predicted model, not a curated record